Messenger RNA from Theobroma umbraticum, 642 nucleotides. Its product is annotated as Thioredoxin superfamily protein. The record is from RefSeq and is a predicted model, not a curated record. NCBI's taxonomy places the organism in Eukaryota, Viridiplantae, Streptophyta, Magnoliopsida, Malvales, Malvaceae. Gene Ontology annotation, molecular function: protein-disulfide reductase [NAD(P)H] activity. Gene Ontology annotation, cellular component: cytosol.
GGGCUGCAACUUGCAACUUGCAACUUGUCCUCGCAAAUCACAGGGAGUUUUGGUUCCUAUUUCCUAGUAGUAGGAAGGAUGCCGAUGAAGUCGGUGGAUGCGACCGUUUCAAGCUUUGACAGCGUCUUUGAGAGAUUCAGAUCAGAUGCGCCCAACAACAAAGCCAAUCUCAUCCUCUUCUUGGCCGAUAAAGACCCUAGUACCUCUCUCAGUUGGUGUCCUGACUGUGUGAGAGCUGAGCCUUUUAUAUACAAGAAGCUGGAAGCAUCAGCAGAUGAUGUGGCAGUGCUGAGAGCUUAUGUGGGUGACCGACCAACGUGGAGGAAUCCGCAACACCCUUGGCGACUAGACUCGAGAUUCAAGCUCACCGGAGUCCCAACUUUGGUUCGCUGGGAUUGGGAGAAUGAUGCCAUCAAAGCUCGUCUUGAGGACCAUGAAGCCCACCUUGGACACAAAAUCGAUGCGCUUCUCUCCGCCUAAUGAAUCGGAAGCCACCUUUGAUGUUUGGGUUAGCUUCAGAAUAAAUAUUAUUUUAUCAUCCCAUCACCUUCUUUUUUUUACUUUCCUGCCUACCUGAUGAAAUAUUGUGUUUUGCUAUUAUUAUCUUUUCUAUCAUACAAUUCGAAUGCAUAUUUUACUAAA